Molecule: messenger RNA, 2382 nt
Organism: Lotus japonicus
Lineage: Eukaryota; Viridiplantae; Streptophyta; Magnoliopsida; Fabales; Fabaceae
Exons: 6
Coding region: 988-2208 (406 amino acids)
Source: RefSeq, a predicted model, not a curated record
UCUCUCCCAAACCCAUUGCAUUGUCUUGAUUUUAUACUAUGUCACUCAAGUGUGUCUCUUGCUUUUGACAUACAAAAGAAUUAAGUUUGGGGGCUUGUCUUUCUGAACUUCUGUUGCUCUAAGGAAGUAACAUAUCUGGUUGUAUUUUGCUGUGGUUGGAUAUUCUGGGGGUCUGAGUUGGUGGUUGAAUUUAACCUUAGUAGGAGCUGAGGUUUGGUGUUGUGCUAAUGUGUGCGGGACACCUCUGAUUGAACCCAAUUGCUUUUUUUUUUGGGUAAGCAAAAAUAUAUUGAAAGAGAGUACUAGGGGUACUCUAACCCAAGUAAAGAAGGAUAAAUACAAGAGGUACAGGAGAAAACCAAAGCAAAGAAAACAAAAAAACUGGCACCGAUUCCAGCCCACUAACAGAUACAAAAAAAUAGAUUUUCAAAGCAUAGGCAUUGCUGCUAUCUACUAUCUGAAGAUGCCUAUUCAAAUAUCACAAAAUUCCUCAACAAUUCAGAUCAAAAUCAGUAAGCAGUAAUUAUGUUUUGAAGUUGCAUCUGUUAUGGUGAGGUUGUCCUUCACCCUUUCAUUGGCUGGGUUCUUUGUGCCUUUAGAUUGUAGGGCUUGGGUGACUAUCCAUUGUAAUUUAAGGCUUAAUGUUUUUUAUUAAAGUUGGAGGAUUCAGCGCAAGUGUGGGAAUGGUUUUUCUAAUGUCUCCUUAGUUUUUCUUUUUCUAUUUGGCUUAUCUUGCAACUUAUUCGUGGGAACCAUUUGCUGAUUAAUUAUGUUCAAUGUAGAUUUAAUUUGAUAGAUUGAGAAAUAUGGAUCGAGAAUGGAUGUCUGCCAAUCGUUUGUCUCAGGAAUAUGAGGAUGGAGUGAAAAUGUUUAUUAGGUUUGCAGUUGAGCAUGAAGAAGACCCUACCAGAAUUGUAUGCCCUUGCUUAAAAUGUUGUUUUGCAAAGCGAAUUAGUGCGGCUGAUUUGGAAGAUCAUUUGAUAAUGUAUGGAAUUGAUCAAAGUUAUAAAUGUUGGACAAGGCACGGAGAACUUGUCACAAUCUGUACCAAAGGAUGAGUUACAAGACGAUCCCCGUCAGGACAUACUUGCUAGAGCAUUAAAUGUCCCUGAGUACCCUGGUCGUGUCAGGGCUGCAGGGCUGCAGGGCUGCAGGGCUGCAGGGCUUGGAGUUUGCCAAAAACGAUACUUCUUGGGUAAAAAGCGCAGAAGAAAGAAUCCUACCGUUGAGGAAAUGGAUGACUUAAAAGCUCAGCUACAACAAAUGAAAACUAUGAUGUGUGAAAUGAGCAAAAAAUUGAAUGAUAAAGAAGCAAUGGACAAACAACAAUCUGAUUUGGUUGUUGCUAGUGUUAAAGAUAGUGCUUCUUACCACAUUCCUAAGGGAACAUCUCCAUGCGAUUUAAAGUUGUCAACCCCAACACAUCGCGUGGUUGGGAAGGGGCAAGUAUUUAAUGUUGAAGGAGCCACGUUACAUAAUAAGUCGUUGCCGCUGAACCAUAUUAAGGUUCUUAUGGAGAUUGCUGUUGAGCCAAAUGCAAAUUUGCCAGUACCCGAUGAUUAUGAAGGCAACACAAAAGUUGGUCAGGCAAUUGGAACAUUUUUAGCUUGGCCAAUCAACCUCAUUGGUCUCUGCAAUACGAAACCUACACAUGAUAAAGGAAAGGCUGACCUGCCGACCAAUACAAGUGAAUCAAUUUCAACACCUAAAAAGAAGAAAAAGAUUGACUCCAAGAAACCUUCCCCUGCAAAAAAUUCAUUGUUUGUGAUGCCUAGAAAGAAACCAGGAGUGUCGAAAAUUCAAAAGCCCUUUCCUGCACAAAAGCCGACAAUUGUGGCAUCUAACAAGAAACAAGGACAGGUGAAUAAUCAGAGGCCCCCUGCGCAGAAGCCCUUCCACGGAGUUGGUGAGACCACCCCACAUUGUACUUACCUUUCUAUACAUGUUGGUAAGAUGGACCCUGACCACCCACGACACAUAGUCAUGGAAGAAGAAAUAAUUGGUCAACCAUAUGAUGAAUAUCUUGGUGUAGAUCAAAUGAAUGAAGUUCUUUAUCAUAGGUGGCUGAGUGCCUCUGUUAUAUGCACAUAUGUCAGGUACUUGUAUUAUGAGUUGAUACUUAAAACUCAAAAGACCAGUCGAUUCUCAUUCAUGAGCCCACAUCUUACAACACGUUCUCCAAGAUGGACAAUCACAAAAUGUUGCUAAGGUGCUCAGUAACUCUCAAGAGGAAGGAAAAAUGUUUCUAGAACCUUGUAAUGUAGAGAAUCACUGGGUGUUGGUUGUCAUCAACCCCAAUUCCAAACUAGACACUAUCUAUUAUUUGGAUUCUAUGCAUGGUACUCCCAGAGAUUGGCCGGGCAUGAAGGAAAUAUUUAACAU